UCUCUGAACUCUGCCGCUUGUGAGCAGACAGAUUGUCUCACGAAAAUCGAGUACCAUACUCUCAAUCCUAUCCCUGGCUGCCCGUCACUCCCCGAGAAAACAUUCGCGUUGAGAACGAAAGGGACCCUCACUAAACAUUGCCAAGGAUACAGUGAAACCCAGAGAAACAAUACCCUGGACAUGAAGCAAGACGUCAAAAGCAUCUGCCUAAAUCAAACCUCACAAAUACAGUGGUUGUGGUUUUCUCUCGUUCAAAUUCCAAAAGAUUAAACUCACCUUUCAUUUUAGAGUAUGG
This is a messenger RNA of Microtus oregoni (creeping vole), 295 nucleotides long. RefSeq names its product thymic stromal lymphopoietin (gene Tslp). The annotation marks the transcript as partial. Lineage: Eukaryota; Metazoa; Chordata; Mammalia; Rodentia; Cricetidae. The transcript is spliced from 2 exons. Gene Ontology annotation, molecular function: cytokine activity. The record is from RefSeq and is a predicted model, not a curated record.